Truncatella angustata is the source of this 3306-nucleotide messenger RNA. RefSeq names its product mitochondrial nicotinamide nucleotide transhydrogenase-like protein. Gene Ontology annotation, cellular component: mitochondrial inner membrane. The transcript is spliced from 7 exons. Bases 1 to 3306 code for a protein of 1101 amino acids. Gene Ontology annotation, biological process: proton transmembrane transport; NADPH regeneration. The record is from RefSeq and is a predicted model, not a curated record. Gene Ontology annotation, molecular function: NAD binding; NADP binding. NCBI's taxonomy places the organism in Eukaryota, Fungi, Ascomycota, Sordariomycetes, Amphisphaeriales, Sporocadaceae.
AUGAUAUGCCGGCCAAUCUUGCGGCCAGCCUUGGCUGCUAAUGGCGGCUGCUCGCGAACAGGCGACCAGCUCGCACGAGCUGCACUGUCGCGCAUUUUAGCUUCACAGCCAAUCGCGGGACCUGUCAUCGCCUGCCAAAAGCAAUGGCACAGCACUACCAUUAAGAAAUCGGUUGUGUUACCUGCAGCGAGAAAGCGUGGAAGCGGUCAGCCUGCAUCACCGGUAUCCCGCAUAAUCCCUACCACCGCCUACUCGACGGUUGUAGAGCCGCCAACCACGCCCUAUACCGAACUCACUAUUGGUGUGCCCCGCGAGACGUACGCCAAUGAGCGUCGGGUUGCGCUGACGCCUCAAAAUGUUGCUCUUCUGAGGAAGAAGGGUUUUGGCAACGUCGUCGUUGAGCGUGGUGCUGGUGCACAGGCCGACUUCCUUGACGAGGCAUACGAAAGUGCCGGCGCCACCUUGGUGGAGGCUGGCGGUGUGUGGACUGCUGCUGAUAUCGUGUUGAAAGUGCGUGGUCCAAACAUCACCGAGAUCGAUCGUCUAAAGGAGGGCGCGACAGUCAUCUCCUUCCUGCAGCCUGCUCAGAACAAGGAUUUGGUUGACCGCCUGGCUGCUCGUAAGGUCACGGCGUUCGCCAUGGACAUGAUUCCUCGCAUCUCACGAGCACAGGUCUUUGACGCCUUGAGCUCAAUGGCGAAUAUUGCCGGAUACAAAGCUGUGUUAGAAGCUUCCAACGUCUUUGGCCGUUUCUUGACCGGUCAGGUUACCGCAGCAGGCAAGAUCCCUCCUUGCAAGGUUCUCGUGAUUGGUGCCGGCGUCGCUGGCUUGAGCGCGAUUGCCACGGCCCGGCGAAUGGGGGCGAUUGUCCGUGGUUUUGACACGAGGUCUGCUGCUCGUGAACAGGUUCAGUCUCUCGGAGCCGAAUUCAUCGAGGUCUCACUCGAGGAAGAUGGUUCUGGAGCCGGAGGCUACGCGAAAGAGAUGUCCCCAGAGUUCAUCGCCGCUGAAAUGAAGUUGUUUACUGAACAGGCUCGAGAAGUUGACAUCAUCAUCACCACUGCUCUCAUUCCAGGAAAGCCUGCGCCGAAGCUCAUCACAAAGUCUAUGGUUGAGAUCAUGAAGCCUGGUUCUGUCAUCGUAGAUCUGGCGGCCGAAGCUGGAGGCAACGUAGAGAAGACCGUGCCGGGUAAAUUGGUUACAUAUAAGGAUGUCAGAAUCAUUGGUUACACUGAUCUACCUUCGAGGCUCCCAACUCAAUCUUCAACGCUCUAUUCGAACAACAUAGUGAAGUUCCUGUUAUCCAUGGCACCAAAGGACAAGUCGUACGGAGUUGACCUGUCAGACGAGGUCGUUCGUGGUGCAAUUGUAACUCUUCGUGGCGAAGCCUUACCGCCAGCUCCAAGGCCUGCCCCUCCCCCUCCCCCAGCAGCCAAACCUACGGCGAAGGUGGCAGAAGUGGUUGCCUUGACUCCUUUGCAAAAGACCACGCGCGAAGUUACAGGCGUCACGCUCGGUAUGGGAACGGCAUUGGCUCUGGGGAAAGCAACCGGGCCGCUUUUCAUGACAAAUGCGUUCACCUUUGCUCUGGCUUCGUUGAUCGGUUAUCGUGUAGUGUGGGGAGUGUCACCCGCUCUUCAUUCUCCUCUGAUGAGUGUUACUAAUGCCAUAUCUGGAAUGGUCGGCGUUGGCGGACUCUUCGUGAUGGGGGGAGGCUAUGUACCCGAAACAUUUCCCCAGGUACUUGGUGCGGCAUCUGUCUUGCUGGCCUUUGUCAAUGUUUCCGGUGGAUUCGUCCUGACCAAGCGCAUGCUGGACAUGUUCAAACGUCCUACCGACCCACCUGAGUACCCGUGGCUUUAUGCGAUCCCGGCCGCACUCUUCGGCGGUGGUUUUCUGGCUGCUGCGUCCACUGGUGCUGCAGGGUUGGUUCAGGCCGGCUACCUUGUCAGCUCUGUGCUUUGCAUCAGCUCUAUCUCCGGUCUAGCAUCUCAAGCCACGGCUCGGAUGGGCAACUUGCUUGGCAUACUAGGUGUUGGCUCCGGCAUACUUGCGUCACUACUAGCAGUUGGCUUUACCCCAGAAGUUCUGACACAAUUUGGUGCUCUUGCCACGAUUGGAUCAGUGAUUGGAUUUGUGAUUGGUAGGCGAAUCAUACCGACGGAUCUACCGCAGACAGUUGCCGCGCUGCAUUCCGUGGUUGGCCUGGCUGCAGUGCUCACUAGUAUCGGCAGCGUUAUGGCUGAUUUGUCUCAUGUCACCACUCUACAUCUUGUCACCGCAUAUCUAGGUGUACUCAUCGGCGGUAUCACCUUUACAGGUUCCAUCGUCGCCUUCAUGAAGCUUGCGGGGAAGAUGUCUUCUCGGCCUCUUCGUCUGCCAGGGCGGCACAUUUUGAAUUCUGGAAUGUUGGCAACCAACGUAGCGACCAUGGGGGCGUUCGUUACCAUGGCCCCAGGAUCUCCGAUGAUUGCUGCCAUAGCGCUCAGUGCGAACACCAUCCUAUCAUUCGCGAAGGGCUUCACAACCACGGCAGGCAUCGGUGGUGCGGACAUGCCAGUUGUCAUCACCGUCCUGAAUGCCUAUAGCGGUUUCGCCCUUGUCGCAGAAGGCUUUAUGCUGGACAAUCCUCUGCUCACGUCAGUAGGUGCGUUGAUCGGCGUAUCUGGUUCCAUCCUUUCGUACAUCAUGUGCGUCGCCAUGAAUCGAUCCUUGACAAACGUUUUGUUUGGAGGCAUAUCAGCGCCUGCAGAGACCGAAUUCAAGGUCGAAGGCGUGGUCACGCAGACGAAUGUCGAAGAUACUGCGGAAGCCUUGACAAACGCGGAGAGCGUCAUCAUAGUCGUCGGCUACGGCAUGGCGGUGGCGAAAGCCCAAUACCCCUUAAGCGAGAUAGUCAACACAUUACGAGCAAAGAACAUCAACGUUCGGUUCGCCAUCCAUCCUGUUGCAGGUCGCAUGCCUGGCCAAUGUAACGUUCUGCUGGCUGAAGCGAGCGUACCAUAUGACAUCGUCCUGGAAAUGGAUGAGAUCAAUGACGACUUUCCCGACACGGAUCUUGUGCUGGUGAUUGGCGCCAACGAUACGGUCAAUCCCAUAGCACUUGAGCCGGGUAGUCCAAUUGCCGGCAUGCCAGUGCUGCACGCUUGGAAAGCGAAGCAGGUCAUUGUGAUGAAGCGGGGUAUGGCUUCUGGCUAUGCCGACGUGCCCAACCCAAUGUUCUAUAUGCCCGGAACCAAGAUGUUGUUCGGAGACGCCAAGAUGACAUGCGACGCCAUCAAAGCCGCUAUCGAAUCUCGAAACUAG